AUGGCCGUUGAUCGAUUAAAUCGUAAAUUAUCUUUUGUUACAACAUUUUUUGCAUUUGUUGGUGUUAUUCUUGGUGUUAUUGCAUUAGUUACAAAUUACUGGACAUCAACAAAUGUUCGGUUAACAAAUCAAACUGCAGAAAUAGCAAAUAUAACAAUACCUAUAAAUGAAACAGUUGGUCGCAAAUGGAAUGGUCUUCUCUAUAAAUGUUCAACAUAUGAAAAUAUUCCAUGUGUAUUUGAUUUAAUAGAAACAACAUUUAUACUUUGUUUAGUAGGUUUAAUAUUUUUAUUCAUUGGUGGUAUAUUUCUUUGUUGGGAUAUAUUAAAAAUAAGUGGUAGAAGAUAUAUUAUUCCAAUGUUAUUUUUUAUUGCUUGUGUAUUAAUGACAGCUGGUAUUUUUGAAUAUGGUUCAUCAUCAUUAUUGAAUUCUCAUUCAUCACGAAUAAUGAUUUCUGCUAUUGUUUUUUCUUAUACAGCUUUACCUAUUGCUGCUUUUAUUUCUGGUCGAUAUUCAACUUUUGAUCAUUUUGUUACUAAUGUACAUGUUAGUCAUGGACAAAAAUAUGUACCAACUUCAACAAAUGGAAAUUAA
Messenger RNA from Rotaria sp. Silwood1, 594 nucleotides. The record is from the annotation of a GenBank genome assembly. Lineage: Eukaryota; Metazoa; Rotifera; Eurotatoria; Philodinida; Philodinidae.